AUGGCUUCCCAACAACCUCUUGUGAUUGUUGAUCCUACUUCACAUACAACAACAACACUGCCUCUUUCUCUUCCUCGUCGUUAUCCUUCCCGUGAUGCUCCACGAGCUUGGUUUGAGAGUUUUUCUACUGUGUUUACAUCUCUCGGAUUUCACCCUAGUGAUCAUAAAUCUGUUUUAUUUGUUAGGUCCAAUUCUCAUGGUCGUAUUACACUUUUCUUGUAUGUUGAUGAUAUGAUUAUUAUAAGUGGUGAUGUUAAUGGGAUUAAUAAGUUAAAGUUAUUGUUAUCUAAGCAGUUUGAAAUGAAGGAUUUAGGCACUCUUCAUUAUUUUGUAGGGAUUGAAGUUUCCUACUCCCCUAGAGGUUAUCUUCUUUCUCAAUCCAAGUACAUUGCUAGCAUUCUUGGGAAAGAUCUCUUAUCUAAUACUCGAGUAGUAAAUAGCCCUUUUGAGAUAAAUGUGAAUUAUGCUUCUUUUGAUGGAGCUAUUCUACCAGAUCCCACCUUAUAUCGUACUUUGGUUGGAAUUUUGGUGCACCUUACUAUUAUUAUACUUGAUAUUGCUUAUGAAGUUCGUGUUGUGGAAUUACGUGUUUACUAUGAUGUUGAUUGGGCUGGUGAUCCUACUGACUAUAAGUCUACCACAUGGUUUUAUAUCUUUCUUGGAUAUUGUCUCAUAUCUUGGAAGAGUAAAAGCAAGGCAUUGUCUUUCGCUCUUCUACAAAAGCAUAGUAUCAUGCACUGA
This is a messenger RNA of Lathyrus oleraceus (garden pea), 741 nucleotides long. RefSeq lists its product as uncharacterized. The record is from RefSeq and is a predicted model, not a curated record. The transcript has 3 exons. Bases 1 to 741 code for a protein of 246 amino acids. NCBI's taxonomy places the organism in Eukaryota, Viridiplantae, Streptophyta, Magnoliopsida, Fabales, Fabaceae.